Messenger RNA from Bolinopsis microptera, 4879 nucleotides. Its product is annotated as APOBEC1 complementation factor-like. Gene Ontology annotation, cellular component: nucleus. Gene Ontology annotation, molecular function: mRNA binding. The record is from RefSeq and is a predicted model, not a curated record. Lineage: Eukaryota; Metazoa; Ctenophora; Tentaculata; Lobata; Bolinopsidae. Bases 696 to 2693 code for a protein of 665 amino acids. The transcript has 14 exons.
CUAUUACAAAUCUCAUAGCUGCUUUUGUUGAAGUUUGGCUUAUUUUUGAAGUCAGACUCCUGCUUUUUGUUGGUAUAUUCGAGAAUAUUUUUGCUUCCUGUCAACUUUUUACGUUUUAAAAACGUUUAAAAGCUUUCGAAAUUGCCCUUAUCGUAUCAACAUUUGGUAAGCUUUAUUAAACCCCAGAUUUGAGUUGCAGAGCGAAACCCCAGAAACCCCCAUAUCCCAGUCCCUCAACACACCCUAUCAUACAAGUCAUCACCCGGUGUCUGAUACCUGACCCCGGCCCCUGUCAUGUUCGUAUAAAGUAUAUAAUAGUAUAUUCAAACCGUCAAUCUGGUGGCACACUACACCCACCAGUACCACUUAUAUGAGGAAUAUUCAAUACAUCCCAAUACGCUGUAUGUGCCUAUAUAACCCUCACUUCAACACGCACCAGGUAGCCAAUAGCCGAACUGAGCCGUGUUUAUAAUGUGUUUAACAGGGUACAGCUCCAGUUGAAACAGCAGCUAUAGGGGGGUCCCCGAAUUUAAAUAUAUCAUAUCCGAGAUGAAACCCUGCAUUAGUACAGCACUACACUUAUAGCCAGAGCGUCAAGGAGUGUCAAUGUUUGCACUGUUCUGAUUCUUUCGUCUCUUUAUACUCCUCGCUGUAUAUCUCGUUAUAUUUUGUAAAUCGAGCCUGAUCGUGAAAUCAUGCUCCCGGCCUCAUACUUCCAGUACCCGUACUCAAUGCAUGAGAACAUGGCGACGAACAGCAGUGCGGUCCCCAUGACGUCUCCAGGACAACACACCCGGACCCUAUCAGAUGAAGAGGAGGGUAUCACCCCCACAGAACCUAAACUAGUGGAACUGAUGAGCAGGACUGGGUACCCCAUCUCCCAGACUAACGGACAGAGGAAGUACGGACCCCCUCCAGAUUGGAAGGGGUGCCCUCCUAAGGGAGCUGAGGUAUUCGUGGGUAAGAUCCCCAGGGAUGUUUACGAAGAUGAGCUAGUUCCUCUCUUCUCCCGACACGGGAGGAUCUACGAAAUGAGGCUCAUGAUGGACUUUAAUGGGAACAACAGGGGUUAUGCGUUCGUCGUCUUCUCAACAAAGAAAGAGGCCCAGAAUGCUGUGAGGAUGCUGAACAACUAUGAGAUUCGCAGAGGAAAGAAUAUCGGGGUUUGCCCAAGUGUGGACAACUGCAGACUGUUUGUGGGAGGGAUUCCUAAGACUGUGGUCCGGGAACAGAUCCUUGCUGAGAUGCAAAAGAUUACUGACGGAGUCCAAAACGUUAUAGUCUAUCCAAGUGCGAAUGACAAGAGCAAAAACCGAGGAUUCGCUUUCGUUGAGUACGAUUCUCAUCGCUCAGCGGCUAUGGCCAGAAGAAAGCUUCUUAGACAGAUUCCCCAACCCUUCACAUUGUGGGGACACUCUAUUGCAGUGGACUGGGCAGAGCCAGAGCUGGAGGUAGAUGACGACAUUAUGCAACAGGUGAAAGUCCUGUACGUGAGAAACCUACACAUAGACACCCAAGAAAGCACCAUAGCAGAAGUGUUCCAGAAGAUUGCCCCUGUGGAGCGAGUCAAGAAGAUCAGAGAUUACGCGUUUGUGCAUUUCACCACGAAGGAGGAUGCCAGAAAAGCAAAGCAGGCUAUUGAUGCCACAAAAAUUGAUGGGUGCGAAGUUGAGGUGACUCUAGCUAAGCCAGUGGACCGUGAAACAUACGCCAGACACACGAGGAACAAACUAAUGAUGAACCCUACCUCGGCCACAGCCGCUGCAGCUGUAGCCUCAAUACCUCAACUCAACCCCUACGCUCAGUAUGGGUUGAGUAUGAACCUCCCCACAGCUCUAGCCUAUCAGCCAUUCGUCCUCCCUAAUGUAAACCAGCUGCAACCUCAGAACUUCAGCACUGCCUCCCAUGUUCAGCAGCAGCAGAGUCCUGGAAUGAGGUUAUUAGAUAACACAGGACGAGGCAGGCCGCUGAGAGGAGCCGCAGGGAGCAGGGGAGCCAGAGGAGCCUACUCAGGGUCCACCAGCACCAGCAGUCACGGCAGAACACCAUUAUACGGGGUCCCUGCCUACUGGUACGAUCCUAAACGGAAACGAGGCUUAGACGGACCUGAGCGGAUGUUUGAUCUAAUCCCCGGGAUGGAACUCACACCUGCGGCCCCCGCUUACACCCUCAAACCCCCAGAGAGUGCAAAGUCCCCAAUCCAGGUUUUGCAAGACGUGGCCUCCAAAAACAACUGGGGCACUCCUAAAUAUGAGCUGUUUAGUGUAAAGGUGCAGGACUGGCCCAGUUUGUUGUACCUUUACAAGGUUUCAUUUGCAAACCUACCCGGAUACCAGUCCGUCCCCAACAAGAUAUGCAAGACCCCAGAAGAAGCUGAGACUUACGCAGCUGAGUACACCCUCCAACAGAUGAACUGUAGUCUAGAUGACACCACAGAAAUUGAAAACAGACUCCACAAAUUUGGUUUCAAUGACAUGUGCCCCGUAGGCUCGCUGCUAAUGGCCGCCCCUACCCAGCAACAAGCUGCUUCCGCAGCAGCUGCCCAGGCUGGCAUGGUACAGAUGUUUGCUUACCCUGACCUCAACCAGGCAGCCCUCUUCCAGCAAACAGCUCUAGAUCCCGUAGCUUAUGCUGCUGCAGCCUCGGCAGCCUCUGCUUACGGGCUACAGCCACACCAGCUGCAGCAGUUUUAAAAGGGCUGAAGUUGCCGGCAACGGUCUAGCUUCCAGGAGAAUGGUGAGAAGAUCGUUUUGGUAAUUAAGCCGGCACGAAGGGUAGAGUAAGUGUUGGGGACAACACUUUGUCAGACAUAAUACUGUAUUAUUAAACAUAUUCAGUGCAGCUGCGGGUAAACUAAAGCCUUUAUCUUUUAUCGGUUUUAAACUGCAGUAUAUUGUUACGUUCUAAGGCAUAUAGGUUUCAUCAUUUUUGAUACGAUUAAUAAUGAUGUGUGUAAAUACUAAAUAGCUAUAAAGUUUGGUUGUUGCGUGCACAUGUUACGUGCACAUGCACGUGCACGCGGUGAAAAUAUAGGUCUAUGUUGUUGUGAAUUGUGAAUUUAUGGGAAGUUCAAUGUGUUAACUGUUGCUGUUAAUAUGUGUAGUUGGGAUGUCAACAAGAGCUCCCCGCCGAAACUUUGUAAGUUUUUGUGUAUAGUGCAACGUCAGAUCCAAUGAUACAAGAGUGUGUUACCACAGUAACAGGGCUGUUGCCAGGGAUUUCAAGUGUGUUGUUUGGUAAUCCCGGUACCUGUGCUACAGUUACCUGAUCUAUUGAUUCAAGCUGAUUUCACAUUGAUUGUAUCACCGAUUCCUUGCCGUCUUGCAACAGGAAGUAGGAACACCAACCACUAAAAAUAGCUUCAUCACUAUUCGAACUCUAGAUUAAACCUCUCCAUUUUAUGCCAUGACAUUCGCAUUCUUUUUAUUUAUGGCCAACAACCUUUCGUAUGAUAAAAUUUCUGUUUUGCAUACGUCAGAGCUACAAUUCAGUAAAAGAUUGAGCACUAUUUCCACCAGAACGCAUCACUUACCCCAUGUUCCAUACUGAUAGUUGUCUCUGUUGAUGUGCAAGGAAGAGGUGAACCGUAACAUUGUAAAAAGCGCUGGCGCAUAAAAUUAACACAAUUACCAAGCGAUUAUUAGUGCAAUUAAAUCAUAUCUUGAUUUGUGAGGUUUUAACCGUUUGAGAGAAGUCUCCACAUUUUUGUUUGUGUUUAUUCCAUCCAACUAUCUGGAGUUGACAUUUUAUUGUUGAGAGGUCUAAAUUUUUAGAUGUUGUAGACCAUUAAGUUUAGUUAAUAAUGCAGCGGAUUAUUUGGUAUUUUCCUCUUCUUUCCAGGGGUUAUGAUAUAUGUAUUGGCCGGACGGCUAUGCAGUGAAAACAACAUUUCAGAAAAAAAAGUAAUAAAUCUUAUGGUUUCUCCAAUUAAUGUAAAUACCAAGUGUUCGUGAAGUUUUUGGAAUUUUUCAGAAGACAUCUGCAUAGCCGUCUUGAUUUCUGACUGUUGUUAAGUCCCUUCAGUAUAAACAUAGCAUUACCUGCUAUUUUACACCGGGGACAGUUCAACUGCGUAUUAAAGUGUGUGGAUUUUCUAUAACAGCUAUACUUAUUGCAGAGGAUUAACUAAUUAAUUAAUUAACUAAUUAAUUAAUUACCACCUUGACCAAUGACCAUGAGUACAGUACUUGGAUAACGAUGAGUAUAUUCGAUUCUCUGCAAUAAAAUAUUUAUGAAUAUUUCUUAGUUUAAGUAAAAAGUGCGCAAAGUUAUUUCAUCAUAGAUACACGAUAGAUGACGCUGUAUUGAACGUGAUAUUUGAAAGAUUUUGUAAGUAUUUAUUUAAAAGAGUACUAGGAUGGUCAAAUCAGGCAACGAUAACUUAUAAUAAAAAUCAACAAUCAGCUAACUAACUUAGAGAAUCAACCUUAUUUAUCCAAAUUUUCAGGAAUUAAACUGAUUUACUCUGCUUUCUUUGUGGGAUUGAUGCUUCCUCGACCUAAACCCAAAAAUGACCUUAGUCUAUUUGCUAUACAGAACUAGGACCAUACAAUGAUAGAUAGUAAACAAUAUUCCUCUAAAUCUAAUAAACCGCGAGCUUUAGUUUAUUUUGAUUCACAACCCACCUUACCAAGGCCUCUUCAGAUUUCCCAAGCGUCAUCCCCAAAGGGGUAGAGUUUUAAUUUGAUGAUGUGACAGAACUUAGAGAAUAUAAUAUAGACUGGAAACCCGUCGAGCUUUCUAGAUAUUUUGUGUCGUUAUAUGCCGAACGUGGUUUCUCGAAUAUUAAUUGCUUUCAUUUGCCGUAUAUUGAAUUCAUUAUAGAAAAUCUUUUUGCAUUGUACUUUGUUUUUUCAUUAAAAUUAAAACGAAGAAAAAA